AUGCCUGCGCAGUACGCGAUUUUGCACAAAGAGGAGAGUGCACAUGAAGAGGGGAUCUGGUGCGUCGCGUGGGCCACCGAUCCGGAAAGCGGCGGCUUCGAGAGAAUCGUCACGGGUGGCGCAGACGGUGUUGUUAAGAGCUGGAAAUGGGAGAACAACAUGGUCAUUCAAGAACACGCAAUGACGGGCCACAAUCUCGGAAUCGUGGGAAUCACUGCGAAUGGCAAAAAAGCUGCUUCGGUGGGAAUGGACGCGACGAUCAGACUUUGGGAUUUGGAGAGCGCCCAGGAACUGUCAAUUAUAGAAGGGACGCCGUCGAGCAUGUGGUCGAUCUGCUUUUCUCCUGAUGGCACAAAAAUCGCCACUGGCGCCACUGGAGCUGAUGUCAAGAUUUACGACUCAGAAACAUGCGAGGAAAUCCAAACCGUUUCCGCUGGAGGCAAGUGCCCUUUUGUUCUCUCCCUCGCCUAUUCUCCCGAUGGGACGCUUCUUGCAAUUGGUGGCAUGGAUGGCAUUAUAACGAUCUUUUCAACUGAGAAUUACGAUACUUUCAAUGUCAUCGAGGGACAUGCCAUGCCAAUCAGAUCUAUUGCGUUUUCAUCAGAUUCCCAAUUCAUGAUGUCCGCUUCAGAUGAUGGUCAUAUCAAAGUUUAUGAUGCAAGCCACAAGAAUCUCGUCGGAACUCUUUCCGGCCAUUCUGGCUGGGUGCUCUCCGUCGCCUUUGGCCCUGAUAACACGGCAGUCUCCUGCAGCGCUGAUAAGACAGUCAAAGUUUGGAAUGUCGGAACUCGCCAGUGCCUGCACACUUUUCACGAUCACACUGAUAUGGUUUGGUGCGCGAAAUACGCAUCUGACGGACAGACUGUCGCCACGGUCGGCGAUGACUGCAUCUUACAUAACAAGUGUGGUUUUUACGGCAACGAAUCGUGGGAAGGAUACUGUAGUCUUUGCUUCAAAAAGGCCAAGAAACAGCAAGAAGAACAAAGAACGAAGCUCGACAGUCCCGAGAGUCCGAAUUCGAAGUCGAGUUGGUUCGAUUUCAGCGAAAUCUCUUUAUUUGGCGAGAAGAAAAAGACUCGUUUGUCCCUAACGAGCGCAUUCAGCUCUGGCUCUGGCUCAUCCCGUUCGCGAUCGCCCGAGGCUGAGGCGACGGGCCCAAAAGCGGACCUCGUCUCACGCCAGUUGUUGACACUCGUGGACAAACAAUCCGUCGAGUUUGUCGCCAAAACCAAAAAGAAAAACUUUGCUCCUGAAGAGUUCGGAGAGGUGAUAACCUCCUUUUACGAUGCUCUUGCUGAUGCAAUCAGAACCAAAGAGGAUGAUGAUGAAACUGUGGCGACUUGCAUGGAUCGUGCAGAGGGGAAUAUAACCAGCGAAAUCUAUCAUAAAUUAUUUGCACAGGAAGAAGAUGAAGCGUUGGAUAUUGAUCUCCAGCGAAAGAUACGGGCUCUUCACUGGGUCGGACCGGCCAUGGUUGGCGCAAAACUAGACCGUGGUCUACCAGAAGUUCGACUUCUUAUCGACGAUGCAGUAACAAACUUUCUUCAAACAAAUUCCACUGAACUACCUCGCGAAAAACUCGAGCAUUUGUCGGCCGCUUGCGACUGUAUUAUGAAAUCACUGUCAAUAUCUACUGGCUCAUCUCCUUCAGCGGAUGAUCUUCUCCCAGCGCUCAUAUUCCUCUUGUUGCAUACUAAUCCGCCACUGUUCAAGUCGAAUUUGGCUCUUAUCCGGCGCUUAUCCCAACCUGAAAACCUUCGCAGUGGAAAACUGGCCUAUCAUUACUGCUCUAUUUGCUCAGCUGUGGGUUUUAUUGAGCGAGGCAUCAGCGAAACGGAACUCAAUUUAACGAAGAGACAAUUCGAUCAGUUCCAGAAGAGCGAGGCAAGGCCGCCAGCUGCGUUGAUGGAUUUUGACUUCACGACGAUGCGAAAGUCGGACAGAAUCGUUGACAUUUUCGACGUUGACGAGGAUGAGGUCACAUCUCCAGCGCUGGAAAGACUUCGCCUCCUGAAGCUGAAAAACGAAGAGUUCUUCAACAAAGCAAAGAAGAUGAAAGAAGAACUGACGAGUUUCUCGAUGCAUGUGCAGCGCGAAGUGACUGACAUCUCCGAAAAGUACUCCCUCUCUCCCGAUCCAUCCGAGCAAUCCGAAAAGAAUCCCCCAUGA
Molecule: messenger RNA, 2169 nt
Organism: Oikopleura dioica
Lineage: Eukaryota; Metazoa; Chordata; Appendicularia; Copelata; Oikopleuridae
Source: the annotation of a GenBank genome assembly